GAGGAGAGAGGAUCCACCGCGCCUCAUCGAGCUGUCUUCCCCUCACCUCGUCCGAGAUGAAGCUUUCUAGACCCCCCUCUUCGACGCGGCCUCGCCUCCUAAGUUGCACCCUGGGCAUCCUCUUCAUGCUUGAGGUCGGACUCUAUGCUCUUCCUUCAGACUCUGGGAUAUUUCUCAUCUAUAACAGUGGUCUGCAGAGCUGCUUGGAAACAAAGGACUCUUUGGUGAAAAUUUCUAAGAUCUGUAAUGCAAGUCUUCAUGCUCAGAAGUGGAAAUGGGUUUCCAGGAAUCGGCUUUUCAAUAUUGGAAACAAGCAGUGCUUGGGAGUCUCUUGGAAGUCUGCAAACAGCAGUGCCACCACCCAUGCAUUGGCCACUUAUGAAUGUGACCGUGAAUCUGUCAACAUGCGGUGGAAUUGUCGGAGUCUAGGGGACCAGCUUUCCCAGUAUUUGAGCUCAAGGUUGGGGAACUGGUCACUGACACCAGCUGAGAGAGGUGACCAGGCUCGUGGAGGCCAAUGGAAGAUCUAUGGCCAUGAUGAAGAUUUAUGCUCUAGGCCAUACUCUGAAAUUUACACUAUUCAAGGCAACUCUCAUGGAAAGCCCUGCACCAUCCCCUUCAAGUACGAUAAUCAGUGGUUUCAUGACUGUACAAAUAUGGGACGUGGAGAUGGUCAUCUCUGGUGUGCCACCACACAGGAUUAUGGCAAAGAUGAGAGAUGGGGAUUCUGUCCCAUUAAGAGCAAUGACUGUGAUACAUUUUGGGAUAGAGACCAACUCACCAAUAGCUGCUAUCAGUUUAACUUCCAGUCCACCCUGUCUUGGCAGGAGGCCGGAAAGAGUUGUGAGCAGCAGGGAGCCAGCUUGCUUAGUAUCACUGCAAUUCAUGAACAGACCUACAUCAAUGGACUGCUGACAGGAUACGGUUCCACACUCUGGAUUGGGCUUAAUGAUUUGGACCUCAAUGGGGGCUGGCAGUGGUCUGACAAUUCCCCCUUGAAGUUCCUCAAUUGGGAAAAUGAUCAACCUGAUAAUCCCAAUGAAGAGAAUUGUGGGGUGAUACGGACAGAGUCCUCGGGAGGAUGGCAGAACCGGGAUUGCAGCAUUGCUUUGCCAUAUAUCUGUAAAAAGAAACCAAACGCUACUUCUAAUACACACUUCACAGAAUCUGAAGUGAAGAUUGAUUGUGAUCCCAGCUGGCAGCCAUUCCAAUCUAACUGCUAUCGUUUGAUAAGUGAAAAGAAAAGUUGGAUAGAUGCCAAAAAGACCUGCUUGCGGAGUGAAGGGGAUCUGGUGAGCAUCCAUACCCUCUCUGAACUGGAGUUUGUCACCAAGCAAAUCAAGCAAGAUGUUGAAGAACUUUGGAUUGGUCUGAAUGAUCUCCGGCUACAGAUGAAUUUUGAGUGGUCAGAUGGCACACCAGUGCAGUUUACAUUCUGGCAUCCUUUUGAGCCCAAUAAUUUCCGAGAUAGCCUGGAGGAUUGUGUGACUAUCUGGGGGCCGGAAGGGAGAUGGAAUGACAGUCCUUGCAAUCAGACAUUGCCUUCUGUCUGUAAGAAACGGGGUCGAGUAAGUCAGGGGAAAGAGGAGGACCAUGGCUGUAGAAAGGGUUGGAAAUGGCACAGUCCAUCUUGUUAUUGGCUGGGGGAUGACCAUGUGAUAUACAAUGAAGCUCGGAAAAUGUGCAUGGAUUUUGGCUCUGCCCUGGUUAUUAUCACCAACAGAUUUGAACAGGCCUAUGUGAGCAGCCUCAUCUAUGGCUGGGAGGAUGAAUAUUUCUGGACUGCAUUACAAGACAUAAAUGAAACUGGUUCUUUCCAUUGGUUGAGUGGAGAUGAAGUCACUUACACCCACUGGAACCGCAACCAACCUGGUUAUAACAAAGGUGGCUGUGUUGCUUUGGCCACAGGAAGUGCCAUGGGCCUGUGGGAAGUAAAGAAUUGCACUACAUUCAAGGCCAAGUAUAUCUGCAGGCAGAAUCUGGGGACACCAGUAAAUCCUGAACUUCCUUCACCACAUCCUACACCCAGCCUCACUGGCUCUUGUCCUUCAGGAUGGACCAACCCCUCCAAGCUGAGAUAUUGCUAUAAAGUAUUCAGCUAUGAUAAGCUGCAGGAAAAGAAAAAUUGGAUCACAGCACAUUUGUUCUGUCAGGAAUUAAAAGCACAGCUCUUGAGCUUGAGUGAUUAUGAGGAGGAACAUUUUGUAGCCAACACCCUCAACAAGAUUUUUGGGGAAUCGGAACCUGACACUCAUGAGCAACACUGGUUCUGGAUUGGCUUGAAUCGCCGUAGCCCUAGAGCCGGGGGAAGUUGGAGCUGGAGUGAUGGUGUUGGAUUUUCUUAUCACAACUUUGACCGCAGUAAUCAUGAUGAUGAUGACAUCCGUAACUGUGUGGCCCUGGAUUUGGCAUCCUUGCAGUGGGUGCCUCUGCAAUGUGAAAUUAAACUGGACUGGAUCUGCAAAUUGCCCAAAGGGACUGAGGUGAAAGAACCAGAAACAACCAUCCAAGGGAGUAAUGAGUGGUUAAAGUUUCAGGAUGCUGAAUAUAAAUUCUUUGAUCACCAUUCAACUUGGGUGCAGGCUCAACGGAUUUGCACAUGGUUUCAAGCUGAGUUGGUGUCAAUUCAUAGUCAAACUGAAUUGGAUUUUUUGGGCCAAAACUUGAAGAAGUUUUCAAGAGGUCAGGAAGAACAUUGGUGGAUUGGAUUAAACACCUAUGAGAACGAUGGACGGUUUCGGUGGUCUGAUGAUUCUCUGUUGAAUUUCAUCUCAUGGGCACCUGGUAAACCACGACUUAUUAACAAAGAAAGGAAGUGUGUGUACAUGACAGCUAGCAGAGAGGACUGGGGUGACCAGAGAUGCCUCACUGCUCUGCCUUAUAUUUGCAAGCGUACCAACACCACCACUGUGCAGCCUUCCUUGCCGUCGCUACCUGUACCAACUCCUGGCAGCUGUGCCCAAGGGUGGCAUGCUUUUAUUAAUAAGUGCUUUAGGAUCUACAGUCAAGAAAAAGUGACAUGGAUGGAGGCAAAGCGGAAAUGUGAAAUUCAGGGAGGUAUAUUGGCUACUAUUUCAAACCAUCUUGAGCAAGCUCUUAUAACAACUUUUCUCCCAAACGUGACCUUUGAUAUAUGGAUUGGUCUCCAUGAUUCCAAGAAGGAAUUUAUCUGGGUAGAAUCUGAGGCUGUGAAGUAUGUGAACUGGGCCCCUGGAGAACCAUCUGGAUAUGGAACAUCCAUUGCUAGUGAUCAGCCGACCAACUGUGCUGUAAUGUGGCAUGGCCUCCCUUCCCUGUUUACAGGGCGUUGGGAUGAUAGGAACUGCCAAGAGGAGAAACAUAUUUUUAUCUGCCAGAGAAGCAAAGACCCUACUCUAAACCCUUCUUCACCGUCCUCUCCUAUUCUCAACUCUACCCUUUCAUAUCUUAACAAUACUUACCGUGUCCUGAUGAAGCCGCUCAAAUGGCAUGAAGCUGUGUUGUUAUGUGAGAGUCUCAAUGGAAGUCUAGCAAAUGUGCUAGAACCAUUCACCCAGGCCUUCCUCACUCAGGUAGUCAGCAGUUUACAUACCCCACUCUGGAUUGGUUUGUCCAAUGAAGAGGGUAAACGUAAUUAUGGAUGGUUUGCAGAUGAGACUGUCUCCUACACAAACUGGCAAGAUGGAGAACCACAACAAAUUGUGGGGUGUGCAUACAUGGAUAUAGAUGGAACAUGGCGAACUGCCGCUUGUGACACAAAGCUUCAAGGGGCCAUCUGCAAGUUGAACACAGGACCCCUUUCUUCACACAAGUGGAGCUACAAUGGAAGUUGUCCUAAAACAAUAGAAGAUUCCUCUUGGGUUCCUUUCCGAAACCAUUGCUAUGCAUUCCACAUGGAAGUUAUUCUAGGUCAGAAAGAAGCUGUGAAGAAAUGCCAGAAAGUUGGAGGUAUGAUGCUGUCCAUUCUAGAUGAGAUGGAGAAUAUCUUUAUUUGGCAACAUCUACAAGUUUAUGAGAGCCAAGCCAAAGGAGUAUGGCUGGGGAUGUCCUUUAAUCCCAAAGGGGGCACACUUGUGUGGCAUGACAGCACAGCUGUAAACUAUUCUAACUGGGGACAACAUGACACAGGACCAAGCAUGAUCAGCCCAAAUAGCUGCUAUUGGAUCCAGAGCAGCAAUGGGGUAUGGCGUCUGGGCUCUUGUUCAAAUGUAACAAUGGGAGUCAUCUGUAAGACAACUCGAGUGAAAGGAAGCUCCAUCUCCAAAUCAGCUUUCCUGGAAAACACAAAAACCAUUGUUGUAGUCAUCCUCUCCUCUCUAGCACUCUGUGUACUGGUAGCUGUUGCCUUCUAUCUGUAUAAGCGCAGAUGGAUUUCAGAACGAGGGACAUUUGAGAGUGCUCGCUAUAGCCGCACCAAUGCAAGUCCUAGUGAAUCUGCUGAGAAGAACAUCCUGGUAUCUGAUAUGGAGAUGAAUGAACAACAAGACUAAUG
Messenger RNA from Protobothrops mucrosquamatus (brown spotted pit viper), 4471 nucleotides. It is a transcript of the gene MRC2, whose product is annotated as mannose receptor C type 2. Gene Ontology annotation, molecular function: signaling receptor activity. The transcript has 30 exons. The coding region runs from base 57 to 4469 and encodes 1470 amino acids. NCBI's taxonomy places the organism in Eukaryota, Metazoa, Chordata, Lepidosauria, Squamata, Viperidae. The record is from RefSeq and is a predicted model, not a curated record.